Drosophila subpulchrella is the source of this 1690-nucleotide messenger RNA. It is a transcript of the gene Or67c, whose product is annotated as odorant receptor 67c. Gene Ontology annotation, molecular function: olfactory receptor activity; odorant binding. Gene Ontology annotation, biological process: sensory perception of smell; detection of chemical stimulus involved in sensory perception of smell. Gene Ontology annotation, cellular component: plasma membrane. NCBI's taxonomy places the organism in Eukaryota, Metazoa, Arthropoda, Insecta, Diptera, Drosophilidae. Bases 1 to 1215 code for a protein of 404 amino acids. The transcript is spliced from 4 exons. The record is from RefSeq and is a predicted model, not a curated record.
AUGGAAAAGCCAGUGGAAAAUUCACCCAGGACCUUUAUGGAGUUGAUGCGAGUGCCAGUGCAGUUUUACCGGAGCAUUGGAGAGGAUAUCUACGCCCAUCGCUCCACCAAUCCAUUGAAAUCCCUUCUGCUUAAGAUCUAUCUAUAUGCGGGUUUUAUCAACUUCAAUCUGCUGGUCAUCGGUGAACUGGUGUUUUUCUACAAAUCAAUUCAGGACUUUGAGACCAUUCGUUUGGCCAUCGCAGUGGCUCCCUGCAUUGGAUUUUCCCUAGUGUCUGACUUUAAGCAAGUCGCCAUGGUGAAAGGCAAGAAAACAUUGAUUAUGCUGCUCGAUGACCUAGAGGAAAUGCAUCCAAAGAGCCUGGAGAAACAGAAGGAAUAUAGACUGUCAGAUUUUGAGAAGACCAUGAAGCGUGUGAUCAAUAUUUUCACCUUUCUCUGCCUGGCAUAUACGACUACUUUUUCCUUUUACCCGGCUAUUAAGGCCUCUGUGAAAUUUAAUUUUAUGGGCUACGAGACCUUUGAUCGUAAUUUCGGUUUCCUCAUUUGGUUUCCCUUCGAUGCCACGAGCAGUAAUUUGGUUUACUGGAUCGUGUACUGGGAUAUAGCUCAUGGAGCCUAUCUAGCGGGUAUAGCUUUUCUCUGCGCCGAUCUCUUGCUCGUCGUUGUCAUCACCCAGAUUUGCAUGCACUUCAACUAUAUAUCUAUAAGAUUGGAGGAGCAUCCCUGUAAACCGGAGGAGGACAAGGAAAAUAAAGAAUUCCUCAUUGGUAUCAUUAGAUAUCACGACAAGUGCCUCAAACUCUGCGAACAUGUCAACGAUCUAUAUAGCUUCUCCCUUCUGCUAAAUUUCCUGAUGGCUUCUAUGCAGAUUUGCUUCAUCGCCUUUCAGGUCACCGAAUCCACUGUAGAGGUCAUUAUUAUUUACUGCAUUUUUCUGAUGACCUCAAUGGUGCAAGUAUUUAUGGUGUGCUACUAUGGAGACUCUUUAAUUGCUGCGAGCUUGAGAGUGGGAGAUGCUGCUUACAAUCAAAAAUGGUUCCAGUGCAGCAAAAGCUAUUGCAGCAUGCUAAAGCUGCUGAUUAUGCGAAGUCAGAAGCCGGCUUCAAUAAGACCACCCACUUUUCCACCCAUAUCUUUGGUUACCUAUAUGAAGGUUAUCAGCAUGUCGUAUCAAUUCUUUGCCUUACUGAGAACCACAUACAGCGAUAAUUGAUUGCUCAAAGCGCCCCUCUCCGCGCUUCUCAAAUCGCCAACUUGGUGUGAAUCGAUUUGUAAAAAGGGAUUUUUAACAUCUCUUCAAAUAUCUACCCUACACAGCUCUUCCCUGCAAUGCAACGCCAAUCGCUACAUCAGAAGCUUUCGAACUUAAUGACGCCCUCGACACGCUUUGAUAAUAUUUAAUUAAAAAUCGCAUUUAAAAUUAAUAAGCUUAAAUGGAGACCAAUAGCGCCUGGCCGAGCACAAAAAUCCGGCAACAGUAGAGAGGCACACGAGGCAAACAAAAUAAUAAUUUUUUUCAAAAGGAAUAUUACAGCACAGUCCACAAAAAAGAACGCCAAGAACGGGGACGCAAAUAAAAGCAGCAAAUGGGGCUCCCAUCCGCCUACGAAAAAAAGACCCCCGUUCUGACCUGGUAAUAAAAGGAACAACAUAAAACGCAAUCACAAUCAUCGACAAUAAUCUGGCAG